This is a messenger RNA of Durio zibethinus, 3345 nucleotides long. RefSeq names its product protein ALTERED PHOSPHATE STARVATION RESPONSE 1-like. NCBI's taxonomy places the organism in Eukaryota, Viridiplantae, Streptophyta, Magnoliopsida, Malvales, Malvaceae. The record is from RefSeq and is a predicted model, not a curated record.
CCAGUCUUUACAUCAAUUUUUUUUCUUUCCCUAUUCUAUUCAUUUUUUUCGAAAUUGGCCAUUCUUAGAAUUCACAAACGCUGCAUCUUAAAUGCGCAUAAAAUUGGAGAAAAUUUUAUAACGGCCUAGCCCUCCACCAUUAAUCUCCGUUAUAAAUUCUGCUUCCACGGAGCCGUUGCCGUUACUUCGAAAGCCUUAGAGAGAAACUUGUUUUCAGGACCUUCAAAAUCUGGCUUUGUUUGAUUUUUGAACGUUCUUUGGCCUUCAGGGGGCUGGUUAUCAAACGACACGUGUCAUUUCAUGGGCUGCGCCACCUCAAAACUCGACCAGCUGCCGGCGGUCUCUCUGUGCCACGACCGCUGCAGCUUCCUCGAGGACGCUCUCCAGCAAAGCUACGCCCUUGCCGAUGAACACAUGGCAUACAUGCAGUCGCUCAAGACUCUGGGCCUCACUCUCCACCAUUUCUUCGAUCAAAGUCUCAAAUCUAUGUCCGGUGAUGACUGCGCCGUCUCCACCGAGAAACCGCCGAAACAAUCUUCUCCCUUGUCCUCGCCGGAUCAUUCUCUUUCGAGUUCAAACUCAGAUUCGCACAUUCAGUUCGAAACUGAUUCGGAAGAGGAAGCGACAGGCAAAGAUUUUAGAUCUUUUAACCAAAUCCAUCCAAAUGAUUUUAAUCACGGAAUCCUAACAUCAUAUUCUUUGCCUGAUCGUAAUUAUCGACACCAGAACUUCGAAUUCAAUGGUUCAGGUUGGAAAACACCUCCACCUCCGGCUCCGGGCAGCGGGGCUUGGGAUUACUUGAACUUUUUUGAUGAAAUUUACGAGAGAUACGAGUUACCUUAUUCUACGAGCAAAACAGUAAAGAAUAAAGAAGAAGCUCAUGGUCUUGAAGCCCAACAACUAGUAAAGCAAAUUCAUGGAGAUGAAAAAACUAGUGCAAAUUGUAAAAAAGAAAAAAGAGAAGAAAAUUCGAGCGGAGAAGCUGUUCCAGUGAAGAAUGGUGAUGCAGAGAAUAAGAAGAAAGUAGAUCCAGAGAUGGAGAAGGUUCAAAAGAGGACUGAUUUAAAUAAACCCAAGAAUCAAAGCGGCAAAGAAAGUGUUUCUGAGAUAACGAAAGAAUUACAAGUCCUAUUUGAAAAAGCUUCGGAGUCCGGCAAUGAAGUUUUGAAAAUCCUUGACACUGGAAAUUUUCGUUAUCAUCGUUCGACGAAGAGGUUUCAUGUGAUUACUUCAAAUUCAUUGGAAACAGUGUCCUUACCGUCCAAAGAGAAGAUUAGUUCUGUGGAUAAUGAUGAGAUUGUGAGUUCACAGAAUCUGUCUUCUACUCUCAGGAAACUGUGCGUGUGGGAGAAGAAGCUCUACGAUGAAGUCAAGGCUGAGGAGAAGCUGCGUAUAAUUCAUGCAAAGAAGUGUAGGCAGAUGAAAAGCUUGGAUCAGAAGGGUGCUGAUGCUCGCAGAGUUGACUCCAAGCGAACUUUAAUUAGGGCCUUAUCUACUAAGAUGAGAGUUGCAAUUGAAGUUAUUGACAAGAUAGCGAUUACUAUAAAUAGGCUGAUGGACGAAGAGUUGUGGCCACAGAUCAGUGAACUGAUUCACAGAUUAUUUGAAAUGUGGAAGGUAAUGCUAGAAUGCCAUAGCUGUCAGUCUCAAAAGGUUAUGGAAGCCAAAUGUUUGGAUGUUAUUGCUCUGAAUGGAAGGCUUAAUGAUGCUCAUUUUGAGGUGGCAAUAAAACUAAAGUUUGAGCUUCAAAACUGGAGCCAUAGCUUCUCUAGGUGGAUUGCAGCCCAGAGGGGUUAUGUCAAAUCGUUGAAUGGUUGGCUACGAAGAUGUCUCCUAUAUGAACCCGAGGAAACAGGAAAUGGUGUAUCGCCUUUCUCUCAUGGUAGAUGCGGAGCACCCCCCAUAUUUGUGAUCAUUUACCGGUGGUUGGAAGCCAUGGAUAGACUGUCGGAUAAGGAAUUGUUUGAAGCGGUGCAUGGACUUUCAAUGAGCAUAAACCAAGUGCUGGAACAGCAUAAUGCAGAUCUGCAACAAAGGAUUAUUGCUGAUAAGGAUAUGGAAAGAAAAGUAAAGAUCUUGGAAAAGGAGGAGCAAAAGAUGCAAAAAAUGAUGCAAGCUCGAGUGAAAAAGAUGACCCUGCAGGCAAAGGAAGAAAGUUCUGUCCUUCUACCUAGAGAUACCACAGGUCGUAGUGAUAUUAGGGAUGCUACUAGUUUUCAAUACGAUCUAAAGCAGAUUUUCUCGGCAAUGGAGAAGCUUGCUAUCCUUUCGAGGCAAGCUUAUGAGGAGCUUCAUGAAUGCAUUGAAGAGGGCAUGGCCAUUCAAGAUAACCCCGAAUGUCCUUAUCAUGGUUAAGGUAUAGGGCCGGCUUCUAAAUUGCUUAGUUAUGCAGCUUUAAUUAUUAUUAGUUGAAAGAAGUCAAUUCAUUUUCGGUUUUGCCUGGGGAUAACUAUGGUAAAUUUCCUUGUGAUGACAUCUCACUUCUGUACAAUCUAUGUCUGGUUGAUUUAAACCUGGUUGAGCCUAAUGGUUCUGAAUGCUCAGGAUACUUGGCUAUUGCCUUCCCUUGCUGAAAGUCAACGAAUUGAAUUGGAAAAGUCAUGGUCCGUAGGCAUCUUCCCCCAAUCUGUCUUUCUGAAUUUGGGUUUAGCAAGAUAUGAUAAAAGCAUCCUUAUGGUCAUAAGCUGCAGGUUUAUCGUUUCAAAGCUGCCAAGGGUCCAAGCUGCUGAAAGAACCAAAUUUGGCACUGUUAUAUAUAGUUUUAAGUGUCGUAUUCAUAUAUAUAGGGUGCUAAUUCCUCGUAUAUGCUUGAUUGUAUUUUAUCUCGGAAUUUACCAAAGUGCUUUGGCGUGGUAGCGAUUUUUGACAUCAGCUGCACUGUCUGCUUGCCAGCAUAAUAUUAAUUUUAUUAUUCUUUAAUGCAUUAGUUUUCGGCCUUCAUUGUUUAAAUAAGCUGGUUCAGCAAUUAGAUGAUUAGAGUUGAACUGUUGCAGGGAGGUUGGUAGUUUGGUACUUCAUCGAAGUCAAAUUUCCAGUCAUAACACUGAAAAGAAAUUCCCCCGCCUGCCAGGUGAGGUUUCAAAACAUUUUUCAGAUUAGUAUUGACGAAUUGAAACUGAAUACAUAUAAAUACUUGAGUUUGCUUAUAAUUGAAAAGUGGUGGAAAGGAAAGGGCAAGCGUUUUCAAUCCAUGCAUGCGGUUUAUGAUUAUGCAUAUCCUACCUUAGGAAAUAUCCAAGCUAAGCUACAUGAUGUGGCCGAAAAGGAAAGAGGAAAUAGAGUUAAUCAAAUUGCAACCAGGAAAGUUGAUAGGGAUUGAGACCCAUACAUUUUGACUUUGCUUAA